AUGGGGGAAGGUUGCGGCACCGAGGCGACUGCCCAGUGUCUGCCGCAUCGGGAUGUAGAAGCGCUGAAGAGAAAGUUCCUGCUUCUCAAGAAUGCUCAGAAACCAACCGGCCAUCCCGACUGCCCCCCCCCGACGUCCUGCAUGCAAAACUCGGCCACGCUGCCCUCACAACUACCAACUCAACUGGAUGAUCAACACGUUGAGGUCAGUCGAACGGUUUUGCAACCCUCCGAGCUUCAAGUGCUGAGCGACAAGCUCAAACGUAAACAGUCUGAUACCGGUGGUUUACUGUCGUAUAUGGCAAAAAAGAGACGCUCAAUUGACAAGUACAUUGAACGAGCGUCGGAAUCCGAUGCGAAUGCGUCGUUCGACAUGAUGAAGUUCCUUAUGGUUAUGAGCGAGCGGGAUGCCAAGCGUGAAGACAUGAGGUACGAGCGACAGGAAAAGACCGACAGGUUGCGUGAAGAGCAGGUAGAAAAGGCCGACAGGGAUCGGGAAGCCCGCGAAGCUCUCCGCGACGAAUUGUAG
Aphanomyces astaci is the source of this 528-nucleotide messenger RNA. RefSeq lists its product as hypothetical. Lineage: Eukaryota; Oomycota; Saprolegniomycetes; Saprolegniales; Verrucalvaceae. Bases 1 to 528 code for a protein of 175 amino acids. The record is from RefSeq and is a predicted model, not a curated record. The transcript has 2 exons.